This is a messenger RNA of Hibiscus syriacus, 824 nucleotides long. RefSeq lists its product as uncharacterized. The coding region runs from base 156 to 683 and encodes 175 amino acids. The transcript has 5 exons. Gene Ontology annotation, biological process: protein phosphorylation. NCBI's taxonomy places the organism in Eukaryota, Viridiplantae, Streptophyta, Magnoliopsida, Malvales, Malvaceae. The record is from RefSeq and is a predicted model, not a curated record. Gene Ontology annotation, molecular function: protein serine/threonine kinase activity; ATP binding.
ACCUAAGAUUUCCUGAAUUCGAAGAUAAGUCACGAGGCAAAGGAUCUUAUAUGUCGAUUGCUUUGUGAUGUUGAGCACAGGUUGGGUACUGGAGGGGCAAAUCAAUAAAAGCUCAUCCUUGGUUCAAAGACAUCGAGUGGGAUACGCUCUAUGAGAUGGAGGCUGCAUUUAAACCCGAAGUGAAUGGGGAGUUAGAUACUCAAAAUUUUAUGAAGUGUGAUGAACAGUUGGAUCCUCCAGCAUCAGCAAGAACUGGCUCGGGAUCCUCACGGAAGAUGUUUUUAACUCCCAAAGAUUUGAGUGUUGUUGGCUAUACAUACAAGAACUUCGAUGCCGUCAAAGGGCUACACCAUUUCGUUGACUUCAACAAUCCAUCAACGGAGCAGCCAUCCGUCGAUGCUAUAUACAGUAGUGGACGGCCUGCAGGUGAUUUGGGGGUAGGUUAUCCUACUAAGUGGUCAGCCGAGGAGACGGUAUGCAGAUGCUUGCUGCAGGUGAUCCCAUGUUGCCAUAAAGUAACCUUCCAAGACCUGCAGUUCUUGUGGAGUGGCUGCAUCCGAUUACUGGAAUCACCAUGUAUAUUAAAAAAGGUCUCGAAAACCAGUUUCCCAGUCGACUGGUGGGACAAGGGAAACUCUUGUUUCCUUUUUUUCCCGGCCGAAAGGGCUGUGUGGGAAGUUUAGAUGAGAGUUUGUGGAUGCACUGGCUGCCCAGGUUGGCUUGUGUUAAAAUUUGCCUUCACUAGUGGCAGUUUCUGCUCUAAAUUUUCAAUUGGUAGCACAGUUCUUUGAGAAACUCCAUAGCCAUAGUGUUGUGAGUAAAAC